Messenger RNA from Mesocestoides corti, 2856 nucleotides. The record is from the annotation of a GenBank genome assembly. NCBI's taxonomy places the organism in Eukaryota, Metazoa, Platyhelminthes, Cestoda, Cyclophyllidea, Mesocestoididae.
AUGGUUGGACAUCAUGAACAAUUCAGAGUGACUCUCCCUGCAAGGAAGGUUCCCGUGGGCAAAAUUGCUGUAUCGGGGGAUAACGAGUUCCUUGUUAUCUUUAAGGAUUCUAUUGGCUUGUUCGUAAGUGACUUCCUGCAGAACUAUCCAUUCACGUUCGUUGGGGACGCGGCCCAUUCCUCCCGAGAGGUAGCACGGUAUGCUAUUACUCGUUGUGAGCGUGUUGCACUGAUCGCAUCAACGAGAACAACGGACACAAGGGACUACCUUUGCCAUACUUUCAGAAACGCUGAUUGGUCCCCUCCGGGAGUGGAUAAAAUUUCCCGGACUGUAUUUAGUUGUGUGACGGGUAGUCACCAACUAUUGAUUUGCCUGCGCAAUUUGGAGGCAUGGACGUGUGUGGCCAAUCUCUCAAACCACUGGUUCGACUUCUGGCGGUCGCAAGGUUUGCAGCUUUUGGCCGAAUGUCGAUACGAGUUCCUCGAAGUCCCCGAUGGAGGUGGGAACGAGGAUAAGGUUUUGCGUAGCUCUGAGGCUGUGACAAGGCCACUUGAGUGUCGCACCGUAAGAGACUUUUUCUCAUCCCUCGCCGAAUCUUCUUUCAUGCUGUCCACGUGGUCUCUCAGGGUGAGGGAGUCGAAAAGCCAAACCAUCCGAUGCAAUUGCCUCUUAGUUGCUCUUCACAAAUCUGGGGGCAUUUCCUUCUGGGAUGUUACCAUUCCCCUCGUCGAUGAACGAAGUAUUCGCCUUUGUGCUGUUGAUCGUACCUACGCUGUUCCAUUCGACCCACCGCACCACUUGGCGAGGCCAAACUUUAUCAAAGUAAUUGACAUCGAUUGUGAAAAUAUUAUCCUCGUCGUUGGAUUUACUAACAGUCGGGUGGUUUGCGUGACGUAUCACGCGUACGCCAAAAUCGUGAACAAACUUUCCGUUAAACGGAUCUGCGAUGUGGAUCUUUGCGUGUGCUCGAGUGGUCUAAUUGCGGUGGGGGAUGCAGCUUUCGCGGACAACGUCCUCGCAAUCGCCCACGGAACCCGCCUUAUCGUAGCCAGUGUCCUUAAUCAGAAGAACAUCCAAAUUGUUGCUAAUUUUACCAGCGAUAUGAUUUUGAAACCCAUUUCGGGUAAGCCGUUUUUCCUCACUAGUUUUAUGCACCGGAUGUUGCCUUUUGGUGUCCGUAUUUUUAGAAAUCACCUAUUUAUCUCUUCUCUUGACGGCAUCAUUGCGCAGUCUCCGGUCCCAAGUCAGGUCAAUAAAAAUCCUGAUUUCACCGUCCUCACAAAAGCAUCUACUCUGGGUGGCAGAAACUUUCACCGAUUUUUUUCUGGCUUACAUCUGACGCCGAACGGGGUUUAUGCUGCUUUUCUUGAGUCCACUCUUGCCCCAGCCCUCUGCACCAUCACUUCAAAUCUGGUUUUUCUGAGUGUUCUGCCGAAAACGGCUGUUAUCGCGAUGAUGGAAUCGCUUGGUGCGCCGAUGCGAACAAACUUUGAUUGUUUGCACGAGGUCGCCCUCCUCCUCCGAUCGCCUAAGCUCUUGAAACCGCUUCACACGGAACGCCCCGUCGUCAACUUGGACGCGGAAGCCUGGUUCCAAAAACUCCUCGCCUACCAAAACAAUGUGAUCCUCAAUAACACCCAGGAUCCCUCCAAGUUAGAACUACAUAAGCUUCAGUUCAGAAGGGCCAUCGCAAUUCUUCUUGGAACGGCAUCUGUGAAUUCAGAAGAUGUGAAGCAGCGACUCCAGGCACAAGUGAAGAGACUCGACCAGAUCCUCGCCCUGCGCCAAAUUGAUCGCUGCUAUAGGCUAUUUUUGAGGACCGAAGUACAGCGGCAAUGCCAAGGUGCCCCGAACUUUGUCGUUUCUUUUGAUAUAACUUUUUUUCUUGCUCGCGAUUUUGAUGCGGCCUGGUUUUCAGAUUGCGUUCUCGUUUUCCGGAUCGCCAUCCUGUGUCAAAGGGUUCUGGAGUCGCCUGCUACUGUAGGAGACGUGGAAGCACCGGCUCUCUGUGCCCGAUUAAGUCGAGCCAGCGAGGUCGUAAAGAACGUCGCCCAAAAACUGUACACAAAACGUUUCGCUCAAAGUUCUGAUAUCGAUGGCUCCACUCUUCUGCACUGUCCUAUAUGCCAGCAUGAUAUCCUUUUCGGUUGCGGUGCGCAUCCACAUUCGCGCCCUGUAUGGAUACGUGCUUCAACGAGUGUCCAUCUUGUCGACGUUGUAGUGUUUUCCUUCCCCCCGAGAACAGACAUGAGGGCUGAACCAAGCACUUUUUCGAAUAAGCUCAAGUUUAUCCGACGAAUAAAAAAGUCUGAUAAACGACGAUCGACUACGCCUUUUAACGGCAGUGUUCCUGCAGGGGCCUGCUCAUCGAAGGGUGCUUGUAUAUCCGGUGAGGCUGUCGUGACUGAGUUGAACGAACCACACGACAAACUUACCAAAAGCCUGACCGAUGAGAACGAUCUCCUAAGAAAUAGGAAUACCACUCUAAGAUAUCAAGUAGAGCUUCUUUCAGAACAAUUGAAUGAUAUUAUGGACAUAAAUGUGGACCUAAAAAAGCAGAAUAGCCGGAUCAGAGAGGAAAACAGUAUCCUCCGCAACGACCGAAUACAGCUCUCAGCGAAGAACGAAUGCUUGGUUGAGCAAAUCAUCAUUUUACGGCAGAUGCUCGAAGAUAUGGGCGUAUCAGUGGAUGAGCCAAGAGACUUUGAAGUGCGAGAACCUAGUGCAGAGGACCGGGAGUUGGGUGCAAUCGAUGUCGACAAAAUUGACCCUCUUCACUCCAGCAGUAAUCAGCAGACUCCGGCAUCCCACAGGAAACCCCCUCCAUCAAGCGGCUGUAAUCUCGAUUUCCUGUAA